AUGCAGGUGUCUAUCGCGUGUACCGAGCAGAACCUUCGCAGCCGGAGCAGUGAGGACCGUCUGUGUGGACCCCGGCCGGGCCCCGGGGGCGGUAAUGGCGGGCCGGUCGGCGGGGGGCAUGGGAAUCCUCCGGGGGGAGGAGGGUCGGGCCCCAAGGCCCGGGCCGCACUGGUCCCCCGACCCCCAGCGCCCGCUGGGGCCCUCCGAGAGAGCACCGGCAGACGCACUGGCAUGAAAUACAGGAACCUAGGAAAGUCUGGUCUUCGGGUCUCCUGUCUUGGCCUAGGCACCUGGGUCACGUUUGGUUCUCAAAUCUCGGACAAGACAGCAGAGGACGUGCUGACAGUGGCCUACGAGCAUGGUGUAAACCUAUUUGACACGGCUGAAGUCUACGCAGCAGGGAAGGCUGAAAGAACCCUAGGCAACAUACUCAAGAGCAAAGGAUGGAGGAGAUCAAGCUAUGUCAUCACCACCAAGAUUUUUUGGGGAGGACAGGCAGAAACCGAGCGAGGCUUGAGCCGCAAACACAUCAUCGAGGGCUUGCAAGGAUCCCUGGAGCGCCUCCAGUUGGGAUACGUGGACAUCGUCUUCGCCAAUCGCUCAGACCCCAAUAGUCCCAUGGAGGAGAUUGUGCGAGCCAUGACCUAUGUCAUUAACCAGGGCCUGGCCCUCUACUGGGGGACAUCCCGGUGGGGAGCUGUGGAAAUCAUGGAGGCCUACUCCGUGGCCAGACAGUUCAAUCUGAUUCCUCCAGUGUGUGAGCAAGCCGAGCACCAUCUGUUUCAGAGAGAGAAGGGGGAGAUGCAGCUGCCAGAGCUCUACCACAAGAUUGGUGUUGGCUCAGUCACCUGGUCCCCUCUGGCCUGUGGCCUCAUCACUAGCAAGUAUGAUGGGCGAGUCCCAGAUACCUGCAGGGCCACCAUCAAGGCUACCAGUGAGUGGCUCAAGGACAAAGUGCAGAGUGAGGGUGGCAGGAAGCAGCCACAAGCCAAAGUCACGGACCUUCUUCCCAUGGCUCACCAGCUGGGCUGCACUGUGGCGCAGCUUGCUAUUGCGUGGUGUCUCCGCAGCGAGGGUGUCAGCUCGGUCUUGCUGGGGGUGUCAAGUGCAGCGCAGCUGCUGGAACACCUGGGAGCCCUGCAGGUGCUGAGCCAGCUGACGCCGCAGACGGUGAUGGAGAUAGACGGGCUUCUGGGGAACAAGCCGCCUUCCAAGAAAUAG
Molecule: messenger RNA, 1221 nt
Organism: Neomonachus schauinslandi (Hawaiian monk seal)
Lineage: Eukaryota; Metazoa; Chordata; Mammalia; Carnivora; Phocidae
Gene: KCNAB3
Product: potassium voltage-gated channel subfamily A regulatory beta subunit 3
Exons: 14
Coding region: 1-1221 (406 amino acids)
Biological process (GO): potassium ion transport; regulation of potassium ion transmembrane transport
Cellular component (GO): cytoplasm; voltage-gated potassium channel complex; membrane
Molecular function (GO): potassium channel regulator activity; voltage-gated potassium channel activity; transmembrane transporter binding
Source: RefSeq, a predicted model, not a curated record